GUUCCUGUUACUUUGAACCUGUUUUACCAUAAAUGAGUCUCUGCAGAGCGGGUCGGUUCAUAAGCAAAAGAUGUUAACUAUGAAUCAUCUCUCCAUUAUUGCUGUGAUUGGCUUCCUGCUCCUCAUGUUCACCUGCAAAGGUGAGUCACAGCAGACAGGUUCAUCCCAGUCAGUUACAGUGAUGGUCGGUGAGGUCGUGGUUCUGCCGUGUUUCCUGAAACCUCCUAAAGAUGCGUCUAAGAUGACCGUGGAGUGGGGCAGACCCGACCUGAAACCCAGAUUUGUGUUUGUGAGUCUUGAAGGUCAAGAAUAUACAGCCGACCAAAACGAAGCCUACAGGGGAAGAUCGUCAAUGUUUCCCGAAAAUCUGAAAAAUGGAGACGUUUCACUGAAACUCUCUGAUGUCAGAAUAUCUGACAAUGGAAGAUACAGAUGCUACUUACCGAAAGAGAAGAAGGAAUAUUUUGUUGAGCUUGUUGUUGGUUCUGUUUCCUCACCUGGUGUCAGUUUAUCUGGACUGGAUGUCAGCAGCAGUGGAGUGAAGCUGGACUGCAGCGCUGCAGGCUGGUAUCCAGAACCUGAGCUGUUCUGGCUGGACGGAGACGGAAACAUCAUGUCUGCUGGACCUGCAGAGAAAAGCCCAGAUCCUGAUGGUGUUUACACUGUUAGCAGCAGAGUGACUGUAGAGAAGAGAAACUACAACAACUUUACCUGCAGAGUCCAACAGAGAGACAUCAACCAGAGCAGAGAGACACACAUUCAUGUUCCAGAUGGUUUCUUCAUUUCUCAGCCUGACUGUAAUAUUUUUAAUAUUUUUGCUGGGAUUUUGGGCAUCAUAGUUGUUAUUGGAGCUGCUGCGUUUAUAUGGAAAUGGAGGCAAACUGAAACCUCAAAGAAGAAACUAAAAGUUAAAGCGAAUGAGGAGGAAAAGCAGCUCAUGAUUAAAGAAAAAGAGAAAUUAUCUGAGAAGAAAUCAAAGCUUGAGGAGGAGUUAAAAUAUAGAAAUGAGGAUCAGAGAAUUAUUGAUCAGCUGAUUGGAGCAUUAAUGGAGACGUCAGAGGAACUGAAGAAUCAGAGAAAACAACUCAGUGAUCAAAGAGAGAAAACAGAGAAAAUGAUUGAAGAGGAUGAGAAGAAAUUUAACACAGUUAUUGAUGAAGAAAGAAACCAGACGGGGAACUUGGUAGAGAAAAAAGCACAAGGAUAUUUAAAACUGAAGUUAAUCAUAACAGAGAGUUUAGAGAAAAUGGACAAGACAAAGAAAGAUCAUCAACAUGUGGAACUGAUGGCACAGAAACUAGUAGAGAAAACAUGUAAAGAGGUUAACAGGCUGAAGGAGAGGAAACAGGAAAUAGAGAAAAAUGUAGAGGAAAUUAAAAAACAACUUGAUGAAAUGAAAACCCAGCCGGCUGUCAGGAGAUUCUCCGGCUCCAGAGAUGCUGCAGCUGUAGUUCCCUUCAUCGGCCUUGGAGACGUUUCUGAUGGUCAUGUUGCUGCUGUAGCAGGUCAUGAGAUGGAGACCAUCUUUAUAGAAAUCUCUGAUUUUAUAAAGAACAAAGGAGACGAUGCAUUCAGAAAGGUAAUCUUAUUUUUCUCCAAUGUAAAUUCUUCUACUUUACUUCCUAAUGUGUUAAACUUUGUUUUCUUCUAUCACUUUUUUAUCGUCAGGAUGAUUCUCGAGUCUCAAAGUUUAUCUCUAAAACCUUCGAUCAAAGCGUUUGUGUUUGCUGAACUCAUGUUUGGUUUCCUUCUCCUGGGAUUCACCUGCAAAGGUGAGUCUCUGGAGACGAAGCGGCCUCGGCUCGUUGCAGCGAUGGCCGGUGAUGACGUGGUUUUACCGUGUCACCUGGGAGUUACUGUGAACCCCGACGAGUUGGUGGUGGAAUGGGGGAGACUGGACCUCAACCCCAGAUUUGUGUUUAUGUGGUUUGAAGGGAGUGAAAAUGUAAAAGAGAAAAACGUCGCAUACAAGGGAAGAACGUCUGUGUUCACAGACAGACUGAGAGACGGAGACGUUUCAUUGAGGCUGACGGCUGUAAAACACUCUGACAACGGCAGAUUCAGAUGCUACAAUCCUAAAGAGAUUCAAGAAUAUUCUGUUGAUCUGCUUGUUGGUUCUGUUUCCUCACCUGGUGUCAGUUUAUCUGGACUGGAUGUCAGCAGCAGUGGAGUGAUGCUGGACUGCAGCGCUGCAGGCUGGUAUCCAGAACCUGAGCUGUUCUGGCUGGACGGAGACGGAAACAUCAUGUCUGCUGGACCUGCAGAGAAAAGCCCAGAUCCUGAUGGUGUUUACACUGUUAGCAGCAGAGUGACUGUAGAGAAGAGAAACUACAACAACUUUACCUGCAGAGUCCAACAGAGAGACAUCAACCAGAGCAGAGAGACACACAUUCAUGUUCCAGAUGGUUUCUUCAUUCCUCAGCCUGACUGCAGCGUUUCUAUCGGCUCUAUGGUGAUUCUGCUUUUCACACUUUUUAUUGGAGCUGCUGCUGCUUUUAUAUGGAAAUGGAGGCAAACUGAAACCUCAAAGAAGCUAAAAGUUAAAGCGAAUGAGGAGGAAAAGCAGCUCAUGAUAAAAGAUAAAGAGAAAAUGUCUGAGAAGAAAUCAAAGCUUGAGGAGGAAUUAAAAUAUAGAAAUGAGGAUCAGAAAAUUAUUGAUCAGCUGAUUGGAGCAUUAAUGGAGACGUCAGAGGAACUGAAGAAUCAGAGAAAACAACUCAGUGAACAAAGAGAGAAAACAGAGAAAAUGAUUGAAGAGGAUGAGAAGAAAUUUAACACAAUUAUUGAUGGAGAAAGAAACCAGACGGAGAACAUGAUAGAGACUAGAGCACAAGGAUAUUUAAAACUGAAGGCAAUCAUGACAAAGAGUUUAGAGAAAAUGGACAAGACAAAGAAAGAUAAUCAACAUGUGGAACUGAUGACAGAGAAACUAGUAGAGAAAACAUGUAAAGAUUUUAACAGGCUGAAGGAGAGGAAACAGGAAAUAGAGAAAAAUGUAGAGGAAAUUAAAAAACAACUUGAUGAAAUGAAAACAUGAAUAUGAUUUCACCACUGAGACAGAAACAGAUUCAGUUCAUUUGUUUUUAAAUGAUGUGAGGAAAUAAAAUUAUCAGGUUUCAGUUCAUUAAAUUCAGUGGAAACUUUCAGACGUUUUUCUGAUUCAGGGCAAAAAAACAUUUUGAAGAAAUAAAUCAGCAGAAAAGUUUAAACUCAGCAGUCAUUUGAUUUUUACAUGUAAGGAUUGUUUUACAAAUGUCCUGGAUGUGAUUCAUUAAAUUAACUCCAACCAGGAACAAAUAUUGACUUUAUAACUGUAACAUAAAUAUCUGAAAACAGAUAUUUAUCUGUUUUCAGAUAUUUAUGUUUAUUCUGAGGAUUUAUCUUCAUCCUGACUUUUGAUUCAGUCUCUUUUUUAUCAGGACACAGAAUAAGACAUGUUUGUUUUUUGUUUUAGUGCUUAAAACAAAAAGUUUUGUCACUUUUUUGUAUUUAUUUAACUUUUCUUUAAAUCUGGUAAUUUUCCUUAAUGCCUCUCAGAAUGAACAUCAAAACAUCCAGUAACAAGGAGACUUUCUUUUGAUUGUUUUACAGCAAAUGUUUGUAUCUGUGUUUUAUUCUUAUGUGUUUUAAUCUGUGUUUUAUAAAUAUUGCACAGUACUUUGGAGCAGUUGUUCACUUUGACUUAAAAA
Molecule: messenger RNA, 3689 nt
Organism: Xiphophorus hellerii (green swordtail)
Lineage: Eukaryota; Metazoa; Chordata; Actinopteri; Cyprinodontiformes; Poeciliidae
Exons: 12
Coding region: 71-3037 (988 amino acids)
Biological process (GO): T cell receptor signaling pathway; regulation of cytokine production
Cellular component (GO): external side of plasma membrane
Molecular function (GO): signaling receptor binding
Source: RefSeq, a predicted model, not a curated record